Molecule: messenger RNA, 2473 nt
Organism: Nomia melanderi (Alkali bee)
Lineage: Eukaryota; Metazoa; Arthropoda; Insecta; Hymenoptera; Halictidae
Source: RefSeq, a predicted model, not a curated record
GGAAUGCUGACGAUAUUCUGCCUGUCUCUGUCCUUCGUCUACUUCACGCAAGCGUUCCUCAUUGUUCUGCCGAAAGAAUAUUGGUGUCGCCUGCCGCGGGUCGAGGGAGUGUCCAACGAGCAACUGCGAGAUAUCAUGAUACCCAGCUCGAAAUUGGUACCCUUCGAGGGACACCACUUGCCCUACUCGAGAUGUUGGAUGUACGACUUACCUGUAGAAGAGGCGCUCGCUGUGAAGAAACCGGAUAAAAGUUGGCCCUUGAAGAGGUGCAACGCUUGGGAGUUCAAGCUCACACGUACUGACGUGCCAUACAUGUCCGUUGCCACGGAACAAAACUGGGUAAAACAGAAAUGGCUUGCUCCACGAGUCUGCGACGCAGCGUACAAGGUCUACCUCGCCCAGAGCAUCUUCUUCAUAGGCUCGAUCUUCGGCGGCUUCUUCUUCGGCUGGCUGGCGGACAAAUACGGCCGAAUACCGGUUCUAGUGUCCACCAACGUGAUUGGUUUCAUUGGUGGCUUCAGUAGCGCGUACAUCAUCUCUUUCUGGCAGUUCUGCGUGAGCAGGUUCGUAGUCGGCCUGGCCUACGACAACACUUUCGUGAUGGCUUACAUACUCGUGCUGGAGUGCGUCGGGCCAAAAUGGCGGACGUUCACCGCAAACAUGGCCUACGGGAUAUUCUACACACUCGGCGCUAGCAGUUUACCGUGGUUGGCGUACGGUCUAGCUAACUGGAGGAUGCUCGCCAUGGUGACAUCGGUCCCUUUAGCCUCAGCUGUCUUCACGCCAUUUCUUCUGCCUGAAAGCGUCAGGUGGCUGAUCAGCAGGGGCCGUAUAGAGAAAGCGAUACGUAUCAUCGCGAGGAUCAGUAAGACGAACAAGAUGAUUAUCCCCGAAGACGUUUACCGAAAGUUCCUUGAAGACUGCGUGAGAACCGCGGACCAACUCGCCACGGAGGUCCACUCUUUUCGAGAUCUGUUACGAACGAAACGUCUCAGAAGGAUCACGUUGUUGCUGACAGUGUCUUGGGGCAUCAUUCAGAUGUCUUACGACGGCCACAUCCGGUGUCUGGACAUCCUGGGCAUGGAUAUAUUCACGACGUUCACGAUCGCCUCUGCAACCGAGCUGCCAGCCCUGCUCCUGGUUACCUACACUCUGGACGUGUUCGGCCGAAGAUGGACUCUGGCCAGCGCGGUGAUCCUCUCCGGACUAUUCAGCCUAUUCGCCGCGAGUGUGUCGAUCGGCGUCGGCUACACGUCAUUCGCGAUAUGCGGCCGUUUCUUUAUCAACGUCGCCUUGAAUAUCGCGUUGCAAUACACUGCAGAAUUGUUGCCUACUGUGGUCAGGGGGGAGGGUGUUGCCUUCAUACACGUGACAGGAUAUGUCACGUCUAUAUUAAGCCCGUUCAUCGCGUUCUCCGGAAGAUUACUGUACAACCUGCCGAUGAUCAUACUAGGACUGUCGAGCCUGUUCGCUGGGAUAGUGUGCCUAUUCCUUCCGGAAACGCUUCUGGAGCAGUUACCGCAGACAUUGCUGGACGGGGAGGUGUUCGGGACUGAUCAGUCGUUUUGGGACACCCCUUUUACGAGGAAGCGACCAAGGACGCCGCAGGGACAUCAUGUGCACGCGAGACGUCCGGUACGUCGGCCCGAGCUGCUACGCAGCAGCAUGAUUUCCGGUUACUUAGGCGACAGCAAGAGGUUCUCCGUUCUUUACCAGAAAGCGGGUGGAAUCCAGUCAACGAAAAAUCUCGCCGUUAACCCUUCUACGGCCGAGUCGACCAGAGCUGAAACGAACCAAGCUGGUUUGACGAAAGACGAAGAAAUAUCAGCAGACCACAGAUUUUCGUUGAAGAACGCAAUUGAGAAAGAUAUACGUACAUUACCUCCGAUAACCGUUUGAGGACGAGGAUCGUCGUAUCAGCGACAUCGGACUUCGGUAUCUGAAGUUAGAAGCAAGUAGUUUGAUACUGAUAACGAAAGUUCAAUCUAUCGUCUUCUUUUUUUUCUAGUAUUUAACAGUUCGACGGAUAACUCAUCUUUCUUUAGAUAAGGUCUUUAACGGCCGUUUCAAGUUUCUUCUUUCGCUGUCGUUCUAGAGAACAGAAAUGCUUCCCCGAAGAAUCAUUAGCAUUAAAACUACCAAGCAGUCACAUUCAUUAUUCUUUAAUCCUUGUAUAGAAACUAUAAUGGUAAAACUAUUGAGAAUAAAUACUUGAUUGACGACGACGACGAAAUAAAUCCUUAUCGGACAAAUAAAUUCUUAUACGUCUCAGCUUGCGCAUUACUUAAUGAAUUUGUUUAACAUGUUGACCGCCGGUCAUAUGUGACUGAAGUGCUUCAAAUGCUUGUAAUUGUUGUUGGGUUAUUAGUCAGUAAAAUAACUAUGGGUGGUGCACUAUUUAGUAACACUACCGGAUUAGUGAUAAUGAUUUAUUAGAGAAUAAACAUGCUACAAUAUUCAACUUAUAUCUUAU